AUGGCGACGGAAAAAACGUACUAAAAACGUUAAACGUGAGAGAGUUGAUUUUGUUUGUUAAAGUUUGAGAUUUAUUAAAGGGAUUAUACGGAUUAUACAAUUGUGAGUUAGCAAUAACAUUUUGUGACUUAUCGUGGAUACUCGGGAGGCGAAUUCACGAUACAGUGGCACCUUUUCGACGGGAUUUUCGAGUUGAAUUUGUCAACGUAAACAUUAAACAAAUGUGAGUAUUCGACUAUAUAUUGAAAUUUGUGACACAAUAUGGAGAGACAAAUAGCUGAACUAUCGAGCAAGAUAAAGACCCUUACACCUUAACUUUAGGCGCACAAAAACGAGUGAAAUAUUAGAGAAACAAGAUCGACAAGCAUCUGAACGUCAAAAACAAAGUAUUAUUAAUAUAUCGAAAGCAGUAAACGAGCUAAAGGAAACAAUCGAAGAAAAACAAUUUGCGAAAGGUGAAGAUGAAGGGGCUAUAGCCGAGUGGAGCAAACUAUAUGAAAGUGAACUUGAGAAAGCAGAUCAGGAUAUCAAAUUAUUAGAUCAACAGAUCAAGAAAAUGGAUGAUGAUGAAAGAGAAGCCAAAACAGCUUACGAACACGAAAGAAAGUUGGCAUUUGAACUUGAGUUAUUUGAACGAAAGGCAAAAUUUCAGGAAGAGUUAGAGAAAACGAAACAAGGUGAAAACAAUGAACACAGUAAACCAACCUCUGGUGCAAAAUUACCCAAACUACCCAUCACGAAGUUCAAUGGACAAAUUGACUUAUGGCUCCCAUUUUGGGGGAAGUUUAAAUCUGAAAUUGACUCCACAGACAUACCGAUUUUAACGAAAUUUUCUUAUUUAAGGGGCCAUUCACAAAGGAUGUCCGGCCAAAUGAUGGAUUUUCAGACCCCCCCUCCCCCCUUGUCGGGCAUUGUCCGAAUUAGUGACCCCCCCUCCCCCCGGACAUCCACCAUGCCUCGCAAAAACUCACACAACCUUGUAUAUGUCAAGAGUAAAAAAACUUUUUUUACUUUUAGAACUUUUUUAUAACUAUAAAUGUGAAUACAAAAACAUAUAAAUUACUCAUUAAAACAAAAUCUAGUGUUAACCGCAGAGUCAAAAUGCCAAUUUCACAAUGAGAAGGACUGCUCAAAAUAGAGGGAAAAAGAAAUUUGUUUUUGAAUUUUUUAAAAUUUCGGACAUCCGGAUUCCUCCCCCCCUAUGUCCGAGUUUGUCCUGAUUUUCCAAACCCCCCUCCCCCCCCCUUGGCUCGGACAUCCUUUGUGAAUGGCCCCUAAAAGAACUGUUGGAUGAGAAAGUUCGGACAGAUAUAGAUGGUCUUCCAUUCACCGAAGCGGGUUAUGACAAGGCGAAAGAAGUUUUGGAAUCAGAAUACGGACAGAUGGCUGAUGUUGUAAAUACAUAUGUGGUUAACAUUAUGAGCUUACCAGUUAUUAAUGGCAAGGAUCCAGCAAAGAUCAAUGAAUUUUACAAACAGCUUAGGUACAAUGUUCAGAGCCUUGAUACCCUUGAUAGAUUGGCUGAUGUAAAAGGGAAUGUUCGGGCAACAUUAGAUAAAUUAAAGGGUAUAAAAGCUGAUCUUGUUCAUGGAAAGGAGGACUGUCAAAACUGGGGAUAUGAAGACCUCCUAAAGGCCCUAAAAACAUGGCGUGAAAUCAAUCCAAUAGAAGAGAAAUUAGAGCAACAACAGCGCAGUGGGAAAGGGAAGGAUUACUCAAGGUUCUAUCAACUCAAGAUGCAGAACAGAAAUCACGGCGACCAGAAUGUGUUUACUGCGAAGAAAGCACGCAUAAAGGGACAAACUGUUCGAAAGUCAAAACCCGAGAAGAACGAAAGAAAAUUCUAGCUCAAAAGGGACUGUGCUUUAAUUGCACAGAGGCACAGCACCGUGCCAGUGAGUGCAAGAGUAAGCUAGGAUGUCAAAAAUGCAAACGGAGACAUCACAGAUCAAUUUGUGAUCAGGUGACGGAACAAUUCCUCGGAGCUAGUAGUAGUACAAAUGUUAUUCAUCCAGUGGUUAUUGUACAAGUAGGUGGGUUCAAGUGUCGGGCUCUAUUAGACACGGGUGCAGGGAGCUCCUAUGUGUCAGCUGCAUUAUUAGAUCAGAUUCCCAAAAGAUGCUCCAAGAAAGAAGUAAGGAAGAUUGACAUGAUGCUUGGAACAACAACAAGAGAGGUUGAACUAUCAACUAUUCAAAUUGGGGGGCUCACUGGUGAUUUUUCCUUGUCGGUGGAAGUAACUAAAGUUAACAAGAACGAACUGUUACUUUUGGAUAACCCAAGGUAUGAAGAGAUCAUUAAGAACCACUCACAUAUGAAAGGAGUUGCUAUGGAAGAUCAUGACCUAAAAGAUAAACUUCCAGUUCAUAUUGUUCUCGGGCGAGUGAGUUUGCGAAGCUGAAGACAGAGAAACCUCCUAGAGUUGGUCUUCCAGGUCAACCUGUAGCCGAGUUGACUCGGUUCGGUUGGACUAUUAUGUCCCCAGGCAAGGAAUCCGUGGAUGUGUCAAGUAUGCUUCUAACUCAGACAUCUCAAGCUGACUAUGAAGAACUAUGUCGGCUUGACGUCUUGGGCUUAGAAGAUAGACCAACCAACAGCCAGAGUAUUGUCUACGAUGAGUUCAAGGAGCAACUUACUCGGGAUGAAACUGGACGAUAUGAGACAGAGUUACCAUGGCGUGGAAACCAUCCACCAUUACCAAACAAUCGAGCUAGCAGCUUACGUCGCCUGGCAGGUUUGACAAGUAGACUUGAUCGUGCAGGACUGAGAUCUAAGUAUAACCAAAUUCUGGACGAAUCAGGUUCAACGAAGCUCAGGAUUGUCUACGAUGCAUCGGCUAGAGCUCAUAACGCAGCGCCUUCACUUAAUGAAUGUCUAAACCCAGGGCCCAGUCUGACAAAUAAACUUUGGAAUGUAUUAGUCAGAGGACGCUUUCACCCGGUAGCAUUGAAUGGUGAUUUACAGAAAGCGUUUCAUCAGAUUCGAGUGAGGGAACCCAUUGGCAGACGGACGUACAGUCUGACGUUGAAAUUUUGAGAUUUGCUAGAGUGCCUUUUGGUUUAGCUCCCUCCCCAUUCUUGCUGGGGGGAGUUCUUGACAUGCAUUUGAGCACCUGGGAGGACCGAGAACCGGACAUCGUAGCGAAACUUCGAGAUGAACUGUACGUUGAUGACCUGAUCUCCGGAUCUACAACAGUGGCGGAAGCUCGUGAGUUCAAAGAGAAGAUAACAGAAAUGUUUAAAGAGGGCUGUUUUAACCUUCACAAAUGGCAUUCAAAUGAUCAAAAUUUAGAGUCAGAAGAUCUGCCAGAAGGAGAAUUUACUUAUGCAAAACAACAGUUUGGGACUACCUAUGGGGGAGGCUGCAAACUACUUGGUCUCGAAUGGUCAAAAGAGUCAGAUACACUUCAUGUAACCCUACCAACAGAAGAGACUGUGAAAACGAAACGAGGUAUUUUAGCUAAGCUUGCUAAAAUAUAUAACCCACUGGGAUUCAUUUCACCAGUAUCGUUGCGAGGUAAGCUGAUAUACCGGUCCACAUGUGAUGCGAAGAUAGCCUGGGAUGCUCCAAUGCCUGAUAAUCUGAUCAAAGAGUGGAAUCAGUGGGAGAAUGGUCUGCCGGUUGAUGUCGAAGUUCCAAGAUCGUUAGUAGUCCAUAGAGAGCCAAUCGAAAGCAUCGAGCUACAUUCGUUUGGAGACGCCAGCAAAAACGGGGUAGCAGAGUGUGUGUAUGCAGUCGUUGAGCAGGCAUCGGGCACAAACCAAGGCUUGGUAGCAGCAAGAGCUAGACUACCGAAGAAAGAACUAACAAUCCCGCGUUUAGAGUUGGUGGCAGCACAUAUGGCCGCCAACCUGGUAGUGAAUGUAGCGAAGUGUUGAAUGGAUUUCCUGUUGAAAGUAGUUAUUGUUGGUCUGACAGCACAGUGGUUUUACACUGGAUCAAGGGAAAUGGGGAUUAUAUACAAUUCGUGGCCAAUCGUGUCAAGAAGAUCAAUGACCACCAAGAUCUGAUUUGGAGACAUGUACCAACGAGUGAUAACCCGGCGGAUCGUGCAAGCAGAGCUGGUGACUUAGGUGAUGCAGAGCUGUGGUGGCGGGGACCAAAUUGGCUAAAGGACCCUGAACGUUGGCCAGAUGACAUUGUGCCUCAACCCACUGUUGAAAGUAAUGCUGAAGCGAAACUAGUGAAAAGUGUUCUUGCUGUUGCUGUUGCGGUGAAUGAUGGUAAUGAAGCUGAUGAAGUCUUAAAGAAGUUUCCCUUGCAGAAAGCUCUUCGUGUGUGUGCUUGGAUGCGAAGAUUUGCAAACAAUGCCCUUCAUAAAAGAGGACGAUCCCGCGUCAUAGGACCGUUGACCACUAGCGAACUUGCCCGCCAGCGUCAGUUCUACAUUAAGAGAGCUCAGAAAAAUUGUGACCUUGAGAUCGAUCGAGUGGCUUUGAACUUACAACUUGGCAAAGACAAGCUGUUAGAAUGCCGCGGACGUAUUCAAGGAAAGUAUCCAAUUUAUGUCCCUGACCAUCAUCUCAUUUCACAGAGAAUCGUCGAAGAAGCACAUCAACACACAUUACAUGGCGGAGUUGGUUUAACAAUGGGCCACGUUCGUGCACGUUAUUGGAUUCCCCAGCUAAGGCAGCUCGUAAAGAAAGUUAGGAAACGUUGUUAUGGAUGCAAGAGGUUGACAGCUACUGCAUAUGCCACACCCCCACCCGGUAUCUUACCCACCACACGCACUGAAGGAAAGAAUGCUUACCAGGUGAUAGGCGUAGAUUUUGCUGGACCCUUACAAUAUCGAACAGCUAAGAAACGAGAAGGAAAGGCAUAUAUUCUUCUGUAUGCCUGUAGUUUAACCAGAGGUGUUAUGAUUGAUCUUCUACCCAACCUGACAACAGCAGAAUUCUUGUUGAGCCUCAAGCGGUUUGUGGCACGAAGAGGAAGACCCGAAAGAAUAUAUUCCGACAACGGUGGUACUUUUGUGGCGGCAGCAAAGUGGAUCCGAAUGGUGAUGUAUGACGAAAGGUUCCAAGACUAUUUGGGCAAGCAACAGAUACGGUGGCAGUUCAACCUCAGCCGCGCCCCUUGGUGGGGCGGACAAUUUGAACGCAUUGUAGGACUGGUAAAAUCCGCUCUCAGAAAAUGCAUUGGAAACGGCAUGCUGAGAUGGAAAGAGUUGGAAGAGGUUCUCCUAGAUGUCGAGGUAACAUUGAACAAUCGACCUCUAACCUAUGUUGAAGAUGACUUGCAAUUUCCCGUAUUAACUCCCAACUCCAUGCUGUUCGCAAAUAGCAACAUUCUGCCCGAAAUGGAACCGCACCAUCUCGAAGAUGGUAAUUUACGAGGUCGUGCCAAGCAUCUUUUGAAGUGCAAAACCGCAGUAUGGAAAAGAUAGUCAAAUGAAUACUUGAGGAGUUUGCGUGAGAGACACCGUACGAAGAAGACCAAACGUGGAUUUACACCAAAAGUUGGAGAUGUUGUCAUCAUUGCAGAUGAUGAAAAGAAACGAGGAAAAUGGUCGUUAGGUGUAGUCGAAGAACUAGUUGCUGGGAAAGAUGGAGAAGUAAGAGUUGCGAAAGUCCGCAGUAAAAAGUCUCAUCUUGAACGAGCAGUUCAACAACUGUAUCCUUUAGAACUAUCUUGCGAUGUUGAACCACCUGCUAAAGCAGUUAUGAAUCCAGAAGCACCUACGUUCAGGCCAAAGAGAGCUGCUGCAGUCGCCGCACGUCAACGUAUAAGAGAGGUGACCGAGAAUGACCGUGACGAACACUGAGGAACAUUGAGACUUUGAACAAUCUGAACAUUUAUCUCUUCCUAAGAUAAAUGGGGGGAGGGUGUUGGAGAUUUACCAGUGUAG
Messenger RNA from Paramuricea clavata, 5848 nucleotides. The record is from the annotation of a GenBank genome assembly. NCBI's taxonomy places the organism in Eukaryota, Metazoa, Cnidaria, Anthozoa, Malacalcyonacea, Plexauridae.